Molecule: messenger RNA, 1150 nt
Organism: Heteronotia binoei (common prickly gecko)
Lineage: Eukaryota; Metazoa; Chordata; Lepidosauria; Squamata; Gekkonidae
Gene: EBI3
Product: Epstein-Barr virus induced 3
Exons: 6
Coding region: 62-1114 (350 amino acids)
Biological process (GO): immunoglobulin mediated immune response; cytokine-mediated signaling pathway
Cellular component (GO): membrane; external side of plasma membrane
Molecular function (GO): protein binding; cytokine receptor activity
Source: RefSeq, a predicted model, not a curated record
CGCCUGUUUGGACUUUCAGAUUCUUUCAGAUGGGAUUCUGAGCUGUGUCAGCUCUCUCUCCAUGGUGCUGGAUAUGCAGUGGAUCCUGACGCUUGCUCUUCUCCUGCCAACUUGGUCUGCUUCAUACGAAGACUCCGCUUGGCUCAAAAAGGAGGAAGCGGAUCUUGUAGUCCAGCAGUACGCUCCCCUGGGUCUUUCGGAAGUGCUCUUGAAGUGCCCGGCCCCCGAAGGCGUGUCUGCAGUGGAGUGGCGAGUGAACCGCACUGCAGGGCCCAUUCAGAAAGCAUCAGUGCGAGAAGAUGGCGGCCUGGCCCUGCAGAACGCCAGCCGGGCUGAGGAGGCGGAAUACAGUUGCUACGAUCCUGCGACAGGACGGGUGCUGCGCAGAGUCUACCUGAAGCUGGGCUAUCCCCCAGAGAAGCCUUCCAUCCAGUGCUUUUCCACCAGCUAUGCCAGUCCUAUCCAUUGCACCUGGAAACUGGAAAGAGAUACUCACUUGGACACGUUUUUCAUCACCACAUAUCGGCACGACAUGGAUGGAGAGGAGCGUGAGUGCGUGCAAGCCCAUUCAGCAGACAAAACCUGCUCCAUCGCCGACGUGCAGCUGUUCUCCAUCGUCCCCUACGUGUUGAACGUGACAGCGGUGAACCCACUGGGAGCCAACACCAGCCUCUUCCCCUUCCUCCUGAGGCAGAUCGUCAAGCCGGAUCCUCCAGAAGACUUGAAGGUUUCUGCGAUCCCGGGAGUGAGCUGGAAGCUGCGUUUGGACUGGAAGCCUCCCAGUUCCUGGCUGUUUCUCGAGUACUUUCCCCUCAAGUAUGUGGUCCGUUACUCAAGGGACAGAACCAACAGCAGCAAAAUGACCAGACCUUCCGAGCAAACCUCUUUCGUUUUGACCGGGAUCCAUCCAGGAGCUGUGUACCACGUCCAAGUAGCGGCUAAAGACUACCUCGACCAUGGCAAACGUAGUGCCUGGAGUCCCCCCAGCAUCUGGAACAGCCUGGAGGCCAGAAUGACGGGCGUCGAGGGCACUGCCAGCCGCAGCGCUUCCGGGGGGUGUCCGUUGCCCCUGCCUAGGCCGUUCUGUGAUUUAGUCUGGGUGGGAUCCCCAUGAAGUUCGACCUGAGAAUAUCCAAGUGUGGUUUCCAUG